Scatophagus argus is the source of this 15876-nucleotide messenger RNA. RefSeq names its product EH domain binding protein 1-like 1a (gene ehbp1l1a). The coding region runs from base 241 to 14070 and encodes 4609 amino acids. Lineage: Eukaryota; Metazoa; Chordata; Actinopteri; Scatophagidae. The record is from RefSeq and is a predicted model, not a curated record. Gene Ontology annotation, molecular function: protein binding. The transcript is spliced from 33 exons.
UCUUGUCAUCUUGCCUAUCGCUAGCUCCAACUUGAGGCGUGUGUUUGUUUUGCAGCCUGUCUGUGAAGUAGAUGCUGGAGAGGACGGGGUCACAAACUGCAUAAGAGGAGCUGUCCGCGAAACAAGUGGAGUUUCUCCGUCUACGUCUCCCGGAGGGACAACGUUAACGGGGUUGUUCAGCUCCUUCGUAUUAAUGUCGGUUUAUCGUGCCUUAGAGAGAAUUAUUUGACAAGCCCGACCAUGACUUCGGUAUGGAAGCGGCUUCAGCGAGUCGGAAAGAAAGCGUCCAAGUUCCAGUUUUCUGCUUCCUUUCAAGAACUGAUGAUAGAAUGCACCAAAAAGUGGCAACCAGACAAACUGAGAGUCGUGUGGAUCAGGAGAAACAGACGUCACAGCACAAAGCUCCACAGCUGGCACCCAGGGAUUAAAAACCCCUACAGAGGCAUGGUUGUUUGGCAGGUUCCAGAGAGUUUAGACAUCACUGUCACUCUCUUCAAGGAACCUACUGCAGAAGAGUUUGAAGACAAGGACUGGACUUUUGUCAUUGAAAAUGAGACAAAAGGCCGUAGGAAGGUGCUGGCAUCAGCUGAUGUCAAUAUGAAGAAGUUUGCCAGUGCCACGCCGGCCCAGUAUGAUGUCACACUUCAGCUCAAACCGCUGUCUGUCAAAGUGGUGGAAGCCACGCUGAAAGUGAACUUGUCUUGUAUCUUUCUUAAAGAGGGCAAGGCUACAGAUGAAGACAUGCAGAGUUUGGCCAGUCUAAUGAGCAUGAAGCCGAGCGACAUUGGAAAUCUGGAUGACUUUAAUGACAGUGAUGAAGAGGCUGGUGAGGACAGGAAGGUCAGCUACUUUGGGCAAGCUGCUCACGUUACUGCUUCUGAAACAAGAGUACAUGAUCUGGCUUGGAGGCCUGCAAUUGAAUCAGGCACCACAGUAACCUCAGAGAUGGAUUGGAAAACGUCCUCUGGCAUUUCUUCCACCAUCUCGGUCCCAUUCUGUGUUCCUCUGCCUGAACGCCCAGACCCCUCUGUUUCAUUCCUUUUACGUCCACAACCAGCAAGUGCUACCAAGCAGGCUCGGCCCUCCCCUUAUGCCUAUUCAUUGCCAGCCUUUGCACGUGCUCACCCUCCUGCACUUCCCAAAAUCUUCCAGCCCAGUGCCGGAUCAGUGCCCAUUACAGCUCCUCGAAGGCCCCAUAGCUUCCACAGUGGCUUCUCUCCUGCUGAGGGCUUGGAAGCCCAGACUUUCUCUAUCUUCACCCCUUCUAAAGCCCUUUCCACCUCUUCUCUCUCCUCCUCACCCUCUGAUCCAUCUCUCCCUCCUCCCACUUCAGUCUGUUCCAGUGCCGGGAAAGCACAAAGUGUUCCAUCCUCUUCUUCUACCCCCUCCUCCUCCUCAUCUUCAGCUCCUCUCAGCUUCUUCCCUCCUCCACUGCCUUCUGCUUCCAUACAGCCCAUAUCUCACCUCACUUCUGUGAGGGAGCCGGGCUCUGCCCUGAUCAGACCCACCAGUCUGCCAUCUGCUCCUGAGACAGCUUCCUGGCAGAGUGAAUGGAGGCCUCCCAAAUUUCAGGCCCCUCUUGCACAGCCUGUCCUCUCUCCUAAGUUUCUGCAUCUCUCUACCAGUGAUCCUGGACAACCUGAAGUGCUGCAGAAAAAGCAGAGACUAGAGAUGCCAUGUAAUGCUUGUAAACCCAUGCCUGCAUCUUUCUCACUGUCCACUGGUCAUUCUGUGGAGCAGAAUCCCCUCGGAGGGCCUGGAUUAGUUUCUUCCUGGAGACCCCAGGUCUCCCCUACAGUAAAGACCCCUUCACCUUCUUCUUUCCCUGCCUCUACUCUUGUACUCUGUGGACCUCCUCCUCCUCCUCAGCCUCAUAUAUCCCAAACUGCACUAGUGUCCCCCAGUGAACAAGAUACAGAAUUCAAAAGACAGUUGAGCACAUUGAGUGAAGAGGAUAACCAGUGCACAACAUCUGCAACCCCAGAUCCCAGAGGCCCAGUCAGCCGGAGACCAGAGCCAUCCAGGGCUACAGAACAGAAGAGAGAUGCACAUUUUAGAAUCGAGGUUGUCAAGGCAUCGACAGGACCUGAGAGUAUGACCUCACUUCUGCCCCUUAGUGCCAGAAUGCCUGUAGCCCCACGACAAAAAUAUUUUGAGACGCCAAAAACACAAAUGGAUCAAACAGAAUCAAAGCCGGCAAGGACAUUGCCCCACGUCCAGCCAACAUUUCCUCCCUUCACGUCUUCAAAUAAGCAAAGCCUUGAUUUUCAGGAUCAAACAUCUGCUUCAGUCAAGGAAGAUUUGCUUAAACCAAGAAGUCACUUUUCCAAGAUGUCCAUUCAGUUAGGGAAUCCAGUAGCUCAGCCAGAGCCUGUUCAACAUAACCCCCUUCCUCCUAUCAAACCACAACCUACUUCCAACUGGCCCAUUGCAAAAAACUCACAGAGGGAGAAGCCACAAAGAGAAGCUCAAAAAAUCAGUCCUGCUGUUACAUUACCUAUCAUGGAUGAGAAAAUCAUAUGCAGCCCCACUGCCUCAGACCGGGUCACUUCAAGAUUGGAUUCUCAUUAUGGGUUUGUCACAGCACAGCAAGCCACACUCGACAAUUUAUCAAAACAAAUAGAAGAAUCUGAAAUGAAUUUUGCAUCGUCUUCCACAAAAAGCUUUGUUGUACAUGGUUUGGAUGCAGAACAGUGUACGCAGAAAGAGAGAUCUGGAAAUUUGGCUUGGUCUGUGGAUAAAAGACUGUUGUGUGAAAGAGAUAAGAGAGUUAGACAGGAACUUGUUCUAUCAAGCUCUGCAGCCGGUAUAGAGGAAAACCAGGUAUAUAUAUCUAAAGUGGAACUUGGUCCAUUGUGUCCAAGAGGGAGUUCUGUUUCUCAUUUAAAAUCCACCUUACAGCCUGAAGCUCAGACUGAAGUAACACAAAGUGAGCCACAUAUGAUUAGGUUACUAUCAAGUUUUCCACAACAUUCCAAGACUCCUGGAAUACCAUGUUUACAUCAGUCGCAAGUUAUAGCUUGGCCUGAUGAUACGAUGUUACUGUUUCAGAAGUUACCCAGCACCAGCUUUCCAUUGCUCUUGUAUUCAGAUUAUGUUACUUCCUUUGAUGAAGGUGGCACAGGAAUUGCAAAAAUGGUGCACUUAACACCGUCCUGCUCCAGGUCUGCCAGCAUUCCUGGGUUCCCAUCUGCUUUGAAAAGUGAACCAAAUAUGGCUCAACUUUUACCAACAUAUCCCAAAACUUGUAGGAUUCAAGGGUUAGCAUCUGCUGGUUCAGUGACUGGAUAUGUAAAGAGUUUUUGGGACAGACGUUCUCUGUGGAAGAAACAGUUGCCGAAAAAAGAAGUGUUUGUUUCUCAUAUGUCUUGUGUUCAGGAACAAGCGGUCAGUGAUUCUAAUAUGAUUAAAAUCAUGAUGGCCAUGUUGCCAACAUGUCCUAGAAAGGCUAGUAUUCCAGGAUUUCCUUCAGCAUCAUUACAGUCUCCUAAUACACCAAGUAUGGCCCGUUUUCUCCCUACAUGCCCUAAGCAGACAAUGAUUGCAGGCAUGCCAUUUAGACAAAGUGCUAUGGCAUGUAAUGAUAGCUGGCAUAUUUUGAGGGAAUUAACCGCCGUUAGACCAUUGAAUAGCAAUCUUGUUUUGAUUCAGGAAAUGUCACAUGAAGAUGAAGAACAUAUAAAACAUAUCAGUGAUAUGUCACCAUUUAAUCCCUGGAAGGCAACAAUACCUUUUCUCUCUGUGUCACGAAAAGAACUCCCUAGUGCCCCUGAUGUUCCAUCUGAAUCAAGCCAAGAUCCUAGGAUGAUAGAUUUCCUGCCUACCUGCCCAAGAAAAACCCAAGUCAUUGGUUUGCCUUCUAAGGAGCUCAUUAGUUGUCAAAGCGAGAAUUUGUAUAUAACGCAUCUGAUGGAGAAGCCUCUGAGUAUAGAUAAAGUGUUGACUAAAGAUACUUUCCCAAUUGUUGCCCAGGAUCUUGACAAAAGAGAAAUGUUCAGUACGGCGACAACGUUGUCUCCAUAUCCUAUGAGAACAUGCCUUGUGGAUAUGCCCACAGGACUUCAGAAGCUAUUACCGAGUAUUGUCAGUCUUGUACCUACGUGCCCUAAACAGACCCAAAUUCCUGGUAUGCCAUCUCAAGAUCAAAAGAAUUCAGACAACAGAGAUUGGCAUGCCUUGACACGAUUAAUCAAAAAGAGACCAGAGAAGACAAAACAAACUUGCAUUGCUCAUUGGAUAUCAAAAGACUUAGAAAUCCUUGAAGAUAUGGUAAAUAAGUUGAUAAGUUGCCCACAAAAAGCCAAAGUUUUUGGCUUACCUUGUGCUCCACAGCAAGAACCUAGUACGGUUAAUCUAAUGCCCUCAUGCCCCAAACUAAGUAGAGUCUCUGGUUUGCCUUCAAAGACUGUACAAAAGCUGUGUUCGUCCAGUGGCAAUGAAUGGUUUCCUUAUCAAACUUUACAGUGGGAGAGUCGAUUUAUCAAAAGGGAAGCAAAAAUUCUAAAUCCAGUUUUAUUCUUUGAUAAGAACAUGGUUGAAAUUAUGAGAUCAAUAUUACCCUCUUGUCCUGAGAAUGCUAGCAUACCUGGAUUUCCCUCUGUUCUGACACCAACAUUAGCUGAUGGUCCAACUAUGGUGAAUUUAUUGCCUAGUUGUACAAAGGAAUCAAGAGUUCCUGGAAUGGCACUUAGAGACACCAUCAAACCAUUAGAGUGGUUAAUAGAAAGAAAGUCACUGCAACUCCCCAGGCAGAAGCCUGGAGUUACAUUACGUUUACAGGAUAUUAACAUAUUUUAUCUUGAUUGUGAUACGGUAGUAAAUAUGGUAUCCAUAUUGCCCACAUGCUCACAGACAGUCUAUUUGCCAGGCUUUCCAUCAGUACUAUGUCAGAAGUUGGCAGAUGAACCAAGUAUGGUCAGUCUAGUACCUACUUGUCCAGGUUAUUCCAGACUUUGUGGAAUACCUUCUAGAUUCCACAGUGAGUUUGAUGAAGCAGAGUGGACUGUAGAUAAAAGGCCAGAAUGGGAAAGACCAUUAAUAAACACAGGAAGACUGUCAGUAAUACAUGACCAUAAAAUGUAUUUUAGAGAAAAGGCAGUGGUUAGAAUAAUGGUAUCAGUGUUACCACCAUGUCCGAAACACUCAUAUAUUCCUGGAAUUCCGUCUAAGGUAGGAGAGACACCAGUGGAACCAUUGUUGAAAGAGGCCCCCAGUAUGAUAAAAUAUUUUGGAACUUUUCCAAAACACAGUAAAAUUCCAGGUCUACCUGCAAAGAAAAAUGUAAAAGAAUAUGAUGACUGGUAUUUGUAUAGGGAUGCAGUUUGGGAAAACCCAUUUAAUAGAAGGCAAGGAGUUGUUCACCAAGAUUUAAAAAGUGUGGAAAUGUCAUAUAGGGACAAAGAAAUAAUGCUGAGUAUGCUUUCAUCAUGUCCACGACAAGCUCUGAACCCUGGAUUUCCAUCUGCUCCACUACCCCAAGCUGAUGAUGCCAUUAAAGAAGAAAAUGUAGGCAUGGUACAGUCGCUGACUUCUUGUCCCAGACAGUCAAAUAUAAUUGGUUUCCCUUCUAGAGUCUCAGUUAUUUCGGAUUCUAAAGUGGAGGGCUGGCCAGUGGUGACAAUAAAAGCACAAGGCUUUUGUCCAUUUUACGAAAAGUAUGGUUCUUCUCACACAGCUAUAAUGAAGACAGUUCUUCAUCUUGAAUCUUAUUGUCUAAACAUUGCUCCCAGCUCUAGCUUCAUAGCAGUUACUCUACCUGACCAGUUUCCAAAUAUGGUAAAUAUUUUGUCAUCCUGCCCAAAGAAAGGUUCUGUUCCUGGGGUAGCAUCUACACAUGUACACCAUUCAGUACAGGGGUGGCCACUGCUGGUAAAGUCAGGAACAGAAACAACUAGGAAGAAAAAAGAAAACCUGAGGAGUCAACAGCUGUCACUGGAAGAACAUUCAUUUUGUAAGGUGUCUGUCGACAAGAGAUCCAUGCAGUUUACAUUCCCUAGCCAAGACAUACCAGUGGACGUACAACAAAGAAAGAUAACUGAGUCAUCAACUUGUCCUCUCAAGCCUAUUAUCCAAGACUUGCUAGGAUCAAAUUCUGAAAUCCAAGUGGACCAGCCAUCUUGUAGAGUUUAUGGGACAACGAUAUCAUGGGAUGGGGCCAGUUCAGCCAUAUUAGAUCUUGACACAAAUAAAACCAAAUCUGAUACAUGUUCACCUUUGGAGAUGCACAAAAGUGAGCAUGGCUUUUGGAUACCAAUCGAGGCUGAAGAAAUAGCUGUUCUAGAACAAGGAAAGUUGCAUUGCAGAAUGUGGCACUCCAUUCCUGACAUGCCACUAUUCUUGAGUGUUAGGAAGAGCCCCUUGGGUCAUAGGUAUACUCAAGAAACACAGAUAUCAAUGUAUGAGAAGGGAGAGAAGAGAAAUACUUUUGACAAAAAAGCAAAUACUGCUGUGGAUGAUCAUGGUUUCAUGCCCUCAGAAGAGUCAAAUGAAACUUUGUCAGUUCAAUGUGACAAUGUGGAUCAUGGGUGUGUUAGAUGCUUUGAGAAUGGACAUGAAAACAUGGCUCCACUACAGCCAUCAUGUCCAAUCAUUGCUGGUGCAGCAGAACCCCCAUCCCAUACCCAAAUAAAUAAGGCUGAACAGCAGUUAAAAAAACAUCCUACAAACAGAUCCAUAUUAUGGGAAGAGCUACCAAAGUCGACUCCAGUAAAAUGUCCCACAGACAAGACCAUUCUGUGGGUGGAGCUACCAAAGGUGGCUCCAGAGACAACGAGAAACACAGCGGAGGAAGAAAUGAAAAUGAUAAAAGAAACAGUCACUGUGGUCCCAUUAUCUGGUUCUGCGAUGAUCUCAAGUCUCUCUUCCACGGUGUUAGACAUGGAUGAUGAAACAAAGACAACGACAAAAGCUGGAAUGGCAGAUCUGCUGCCAAUAUGCCCUACAGUUAGCAGCAUAUUUGAACUUACUGCUCCUGCUAAACAAACAGAUGAAUGCCUACCACUGGACAUUGACUCUACGUUGGAUAAGCCAUCAGAUAAUAAUGAAGUUAUAACCAGUGCUCUGCAUUUAGAAGUACAGGCAGAUAGAGUAGAAACUGAGUACAAACAGUCCACUUUCUUGGAAGCCUGUCCCAAAGAGACAAGCAUUGCAGGUAUGCCGUCUAAAGUGAGUGAAAGAGAAGCACAUUGGCUAAUAGAUCAAAUGCCAAUCUGGGAGAAACAAUCAAAGUUGAAGAGAAUAUUACAGUCAUAUGAACCAAAGGAUGGUGAUAAGAACAAGAUGGAAAUGCUUUUACUGGUACCAUCUUGCCCCAGAGGACCCAGAAAUCCAUGGUUCCCAUCUGUACCACAUUAUAGUUUAAUUUUUUAUGAACCAAAUAUGGUGAAUAUUUAUCCCAGAUGUCCAAGUGUAUCCAAUUUUCCUGGUUCUCAAUCUGCCAGUGAAGCUAAUAACAGAUUGUGGCUAUUACAGGAACAACCACUUUUAGACGAGCCAAUGAAAACUGAACUUGACAUGACUGUGUCACCAAAAGAUGAUGAAAUGAAAUUAAUGGGAGCUUUGUUACCAACUUGCCCGGAACAUUCUACAGUACCACAUUAUGAAUCAGAUAUAAUGGGCCUUUCAAGCUCUUAUUCCAAUACCUCUUAUUUUGAAAGUAUGGGAUUCUCAUCUGCUUUGGAACCUACAGUAAACUACAGUGGGUUUAGUGGAGUCAGUCUCCUUCCAACUUGCCCAGUCACCUUUAGUAUGGCUGGUUUUCCUUCAGUACAGGAAGCUGACAAUAAAGACUGGAACACUGAUCAUAAGCCGUUAUGGGAGAAGCAAAUUAAGAAAGAAUCUGUCUUACUACUUGAGAAUAAUAAGAUGUAUAAAGACAUGAAAGGAAUCGUUUCUCUUGCAGCAAGCUGCCCACAAGAAUCAAUCAUCUCUGGGUUUCCCUCUGUUCCAAAAUCCAGAAUGGUAAAUGUUGCUGACAUGACAAACAUGGUCAGUCUUUCAAGCUUGUGCUCAAAAGUAUCAUGCAUACCAGGAUUUCAAUCAUCUUAUAAUUCAGAAGAGUGGACAAUGAGCAAAGAGCCAUUAUUUGAACCAAGAAUGAAAGAAAAGCAAGUGCCAUUGAUUGACAGAUGUGAAAGAGAUAAAAGACCAAUGAAAGCAAUGGUCUCUCUUGUAUCUUCCUGCCCAAAAGAGGCACGGACAUCAGGAUUUCCUUCUCAUCCAAAUCCCCCUACUUUGUGCUGUGCACCAGAUAUUACCAGCCUUCUUACAUUGUGCUCUCAAGUUUCUAAAAUACCUGGUUUCGCAUCAGUUAAUGGGGAUAUGAGUAUAAGAUGGGUAACAGAAAAGAGGUUAUUGUUGAAUAGACCACCAAAGAAAGGAGUAGUUUUUGACACAUCACAUGGCAACAAAGAGGUAAUGAAGAAUAUGGUUUCUUGUGUACCAUCCUGUCCUAAAAAGUCAAGUAUUCCUGGUUUCCCAUCUAUUCCAAACCCCAAAAUAGCGUGUUAUGGCCUAAAUAUAGUUAACCUCCUUCCUUUGUGUCCCCUAAUUUCUGUCAUACCUGGGUUUUCAUCAGUUGAAGAGCACAAUGAAGAAGGAUGGGUUGCUGAAAUAGGUUCCUUGAUAUACAAACCCCAAAAGAACAUUCAGUUUAGGAUUAACAGCACACCAAUUAACGUAGGCAAACCAAACAACACGCAUUCUUUGGUUCCUUCUUGUCCACAAGCAUCAAAGAUUCCAGGCUUCCCAUCUGUUCCCCGAUACAAAAUGAUAAGUCUUGUACCUGUUUGCUCCAGCAUUUCCACUUUACCUGGAUUUGCAUCCUUUAAAGAGGCCUCGAAAUUCCAGUGGCUUUUUGAUCCAAACACUUUUUAUGAUAAGCCAUCAAAGGAAACAGCUUUUGUAAUCGACAGUCCCAAUCAUGACAGAGGAACUGUGAAGACAAUGCUGGCCUUAGCACCAGCAUGCCCAGAAGCAUCCAGGAUCCCUGGGUUCCCCUCUGCACCUCAAAACAAAUCCAGGAGUGAACCCAGUAUAAUACAUUUUGUACAUUGCUGCUCUAGUGCUUCAAGUGUCAAAGGAUUUGCAUCCAUGAGUACAACCUCAAGCACAGGGUGGCAAAUUAAUACAAAAUCAAUCAUGAUAAAGACCCAGGAGAAGAGGGCAGAAAUAAUAAUGCCACUUGCUGGACAGGACCAGCUAUAUUGCUACGGCAUGAAAAGCAUGGUGACGUUAGUGACAUCCUGCCCAAAAGAGGCCAGAGUAUGUGGUUUUCCCUCCGCUCAAGUUGUAAACAGACCACCAAACAUGGCCAGUUUAUAUACAUCUGCUCCAUGUGUUUCAUGUGUCCCAGGUUUUCCAUCUGCCAGGAUGCUUAGUGCUGAAUGUCAAAAUAUUCCUACCAAGACAACACACAGCAAAUCCCUUUUCGAGAAGCUGCAGAAUAACAAGCUUUUUCUUAUUUCAAAACUUCAAGCAAAACAUAAACAUACACGGGAAGAAAUAAAAUGCAUGGUAGCAAUGGCUCCAUUAUGUCCACAUUUGACUUGGACACCUGGAUUUCCCAGCAUUUCACGGUUGAAUCCAAGAGAGACUGAAACAAUGGCUAUUCCAUUCCUUUGUUCUACUGGGAAGCCUACAUCACAAGAGUUAUCUCACACACUGUCAAUUCAGUCAUGUCCCAAAGAUGAAAGAAUUCCUGGGGUUCCCCCCACUUCUGUUGAGAGGCUCAGCAAAGAAUUUGUACAUGCAGGCAAAUUCAAAGGUGACGCAGAGCAACACAUAGACGUUUGUGUAGAUAGAGGCAAAUCACAAAUAACAAGGAUGCCAGCGGAGGAAACCCAAACAAUGAAGAAUCAGCAGGAAAUAUCAGAGCCAGUGGGAGUCUUGGGUUGGGAAGUAUUGGAGGCAGAGGGGACAAUAACAGAAAAGCAGACAGAAUCCUCUUUAUCAUCAAAAGAGGAAGACACCUCAGGAUUAGUAAAGGCUAUUGUGGGUGUUUUCCACAAAGGUUAUGAAACAGUAGCAUCCAUUUUGGGGCCCUCUAGCUCUGCUUUAACUGAAGUGGAUCGUCAACCAGUCGCUCUCUCUUCCAUGGAUCUGAAAAUCAAGAGUCUGGCCCCUUCACAUGAGCUUUUUCCAUAUGUUGUGGACAACAUUUCUCCUAUACAGAAGAUAGAGGGCCAGUCUGAAGACAUUUCCACUAAACAUAACACUGAAUAUCCAACAAGUGCUGAACCUUACAUGUGGGACUUGGUAGGUGGUCCAUCAGUGUCUAUAUUACCAGCUGCCGACAGUGAUGUUAGGAUUUUGGCUUGUGCAAGCAUGAAGAAAUGGCCACCACUGACAGAGGCAGAUAUCACUGAAAUAUCAAAGGACAGUACUGAACAAGUGGAGGAACAGGCCACCCUUGAUGAAUGGCAUACUAAGGAAAGAUCAUUGACAGGGCAGGACUCUGAUCAACCAUCAGUGUACACUGAAUGUUUGUCAGCAAGACACCAGACUGAAACAGAACAGGAUGAGGUUAGAACACUGUCAACUUCUUCGCAGUCGGAAAAGGGUCUCCAACAAACAAGCAUGGAGGGAAUUUCUACCACUUCGCCGCAGUCUGUAUCAAAUGAGCCCCUGAUGGAUGUCAGUGCAAAUAGAGAGAUACUCGUGGAUAAGCCCUCAGAUUUUCAGCACAUCAGUCCAGUUGGGUCACAAGCUGACAUUUCUGCCCCUCAACGAGGCAGAAAGCCCAAGAAAAAAGUGCCAGAACCUCAAAAACAAGGGUGUGAUCAAGCAAAAGACACUGUUCCAUUACGGCCACUCAGAAAGAAGGAUAGUUUAACACCAGACCUUAAACAAGAAGAUGAAUGUUUGCCAGUAAAACCUGAAUUUGUUUCAGUUCAUUCUGAACGGAAAGGUGGACCUGAGAAUCAACAUGGCCAAGAAAGUGUUGGUUUUCAAGUUACACCAUCCACUGGUGAGCAAGGACAAAAAGGGGAUCCCGAAUCUGUGCCUGUAUCUAUAGAUGUUGUCUCUCUGCUUCGUAUGAAAAGAAUUGAUGGUAUUUUGCCACCUGAAGCGCCACAGAGGACUGGCCCUUGCAAGCCUCUGAGGAGAAAAGACAGCCUCAAUAGAGACACAUCUGUUUCAAAAACUAAUGACCAACAGAAUUUAAAAGCUCAAGUAGGUUCUUCUGUGAAAGCUUCUGGUAAUAUUCCUCCUCAGUCUCGUCAGAAAAGCUGUUAUAGCUCACAUUCUCUUGAACUUUUACAGAGCAUUGAUAAAAGCCAUCAAACAGCCACUGAAAUGAUCCCAUCACAAUCUGUACAAAGAAAAGGCCAAACAACCAUCCAUUUUGUUGGUAAUGCACAGGCAGACACAGAAUUGGUUAGCUCAAAGGAGACAGAACAAACAUCUUGUUCUUUAGAGUGGCCCAAGAAAGGCAUAAAUAUGUCUGUCCAGUCCUCCUCUCAUGUAAUUCCUUCUUCAGAAACAAAAGAAAAUGAAAGCGUCACCCCAAAUACAGAGCUAUUUCGUGCUGAUCAAACUUCUCCUCUCUCAAUCAUCAAGAAGAUACGUCUUCCACAACGUGGCAAGAGAUUGCCUUCAAGUAAAUCAGCCAAAAUUGGCAGUGACGAGAGAAUUGCAACACAAAAUUUAAAUGUCACAAACAAGGAGUCAAAUCUACCUGCUGACACAACUGUUGAUAAAACCAGUGCUACAUCUUUUCCAUCAAAGGAUGCAUCAGAGAUGCCAGACGCAGAGAAAAUGCCUCCUGUGAAGCUGAGGAGAAGCAGAUUGAUUGUUGAGAGCAGUGUUCAAGCAGAAUAUGGUGAUACUUCAGAGCAGACACUAAGACCUUCAAGUUUGCCUGUACCAAAACCAAGAGUAAAGAAACGUCUCAGUGGUUUGUUCCCAGAUGAAAUUACAAUUUCCAGCUCACCACCCCCUCACCUACCAGGCACAGUAGCUGACACAAUUGCUCUGGAACCCGUCCAACAGAAUGAACAGUCAAACUUGCCCGUUCCAUUACCUCGGGUCAAGAAACGUCUCAGUGCAACUUUUUCAGAUAGUACACCACCUGUAGACAACUUAUUCCAGCUAGAAAUUAAAUCCUCUCCGAGGAGCCCAAAUGAGAGCCCAAAGGAAGGCACAGCAUCACUGGAUUCAAGUGUGAUCUCUGACGGAGGUUUUGUCACAAUCCAACGAGAAGAUGAUUUUUCGUCAGAACUGGAACGCGAAGUUUUAGCAGCGAUGGCAGAAGAAUUUCCACAGGCAGAUACUGAGAAAGGACUAGAUGAAAUCAUUGAGGGCUGGACCUUUACAGAUAAACUUGGUGUUACUGAUGACUUAAAGAAGGCCGCGGAGCCAUUGUCUGAGCAGGCUGACUUUGAAAAAGUCCUGGAAGCAGAGGUCCAUAGAUCUCUUGGUCCCAUUGCGUUUUCUCAGGAUGACUGGCUGCAUGUAGAGAAUGAUAAACACAGUGAACCAUUGGAAACAAAGUCAAGAAAGGAAGUGGGGGAUGAAGAAUUGGAUUUUGGCUUUGUGUCUGUAGAUGUAGCUGGUGAUUCUUUAAAGGAAGAAAGGCAAAGGAAGAGAGGAGAAGAAUUUUCAGAUCAGCCUGUAUCUGUGCCUUGUGGCAAGAACCGUUUGAGUGGUUCUUACAAAGAUGUCAAAUCACAAGCUGAUCAGUCAAUAACAAGUCACCAAGUCAAGGACCCACCAACACCUCAGAAAAGACCUAUAGAUGGGGCUGUCUCUCCAGAAACUCUUUUGGCUGGUCCCAGUUUAGUGAGAUCCAGUCAGUCUCUCCUGGAAUGGUGUCAGGAAAUCACACAGGGUCACAAAGGAGUAAAGAUUACCAACUUCAGUACCUCCUGGAGGAAUGGUCUCGCCUUUUGUGCCAUUUUACAUCACUUUCACCCAGAAAAGAUUAACUAUGAAAUGCUUGACCCGUAUGACAUCAAGCUCAACAACAAAAGGGCCUUUGAUGGCUUUGCAGAACUUGGAAUUUCCAGGCUAAUGGAGCCUUCGGACAUGGUCAUGCUAGCAGUGCCUGACCGCCUCAUUGUCAUGACUUACCUCAGCCAAAUCCGCACCCAUUUCACAGGCCAGGAGCUCAGUGUGCUUCAUAUAGAGAAGAAUAGCAGUGAGUCCAGCUAUGCAGUAGCAGGGGACCGGGAGAGCCAAGAGGACCCAGAGGCAACUGUUCGCUACUGUGCUCAGAGGCUCCAGGAGGAGGGUAUAAGUCUUGAGACAAAUGGGGGUUCUGGCACAGCAGAGAUUGACAGUAAAUCCAAUAGGGAUGUUGUUCCACCUCCCAGAAACAAACGGUUGCAGGUUUCUGGGGCAGGGGGCGCUCAAUUACCAGUGGCACCACCAAGGACUCAUUUCAUGUCCAAGUCAGGUUUCUCCCAUGUCAAAGAUGCCGAUCUGGUCAAGAAGCGUAGGUCACAGCGGAGAAGUGGGUCGGUAGAUGAAGGAGACAUAUCAGUGGUUGCUGCAGGGCAAGAAGAAGGUGCAGUAAACCGGAGGAAGUCAGAAACUGAGAGGACAGAGGGGGAAGAAGGAAGACAAGAAGGCCAGGACCCCAGUCAGUAUGUGCUGAAUCAGAUGGAAGCCCUGGAGGCAGAACAAAACCAUGUUGAUAACAGAGCAGGUGUGGUGGAGAGGAAGCUCAGACAACUAAUGGAAACAGGCAAUGACAAGGUGGAGGAGGAGAGGUUAAUUCAGGAAUGGUUUACACUGGUCAACAAGAAGAAUGCUUUAAUCAGGAGGCAGGAUCAUCUGCAGCUGCUGCUGGAGGAACAAGACUUGGAAAGAAGAUUUGAGCUGUUAAACAAAGAGUUAAGGGACAUGAUGGCAUUUGAAGAUUGGCAGAAGACUCCAGUCCAUAAACACAGAGAGCAGCUGCUGCUUCAGGAGCUUGUUUCACUGGUCAACCAGAGGGAUGAACUAGUCCACAAUAUGGAUGCCAAGGAGAGAGGAGCUCUGGAGGAAGAUGAGCGUCUGGAACGAGGCCUGGAGCAGCGGAGGAGAAAGUAUGCAAGACAGCAGAAAGAGAAGUGUCUGAUGCAGUGAUUCUUUCGGCCUUCACGAAACCAAGAAUGGGACAGUGGGUCCUCUUUCAUCUGCUGUCAGAUUGAUGGGUGUGGUUUUAAGUCAGCAGUAAGAGGACAUUUAAGCCAUCAACACAGCUGAUCCAAGGAGGGUACAGCAAGAGGACACACUGAUCCAGUAUGACAUGGCAGUGUAUGUCCAUUAGGGACUGAGAUGUUUUCUGCUUUCAUGCAUGUCUUUAAUGUGGCACUAGGCUUCAUUUUAUGAACAGUGAUCAAGGAAAUUGAAGUGCAUUUUUUUUUUUUUUAAACAAAUUCAAAUCAUUGUUCAUUUACCAAACAUUACCGCAUGCUCAGCACCAAGGAAUUUUGACUUAGCAAGAAGAAUCAGUGCCUCAGAGCUGCUUGGAAUGUUAUUACUCAUUGUGUAUGGAAAGCGUGUGAGACUGGAAAUGUUGGGUCAGAUAUGGGCUGCCAAAAAUAGAACAUGAAAGGUUUGACCAGUGUUGGUUCUUCAGGGGCGACAGCAGUACUGACAUGCUUGGAUUGGUCCUGCUGAUAACCAAUAUCUAGUGCACUACAUUAUGAAUUACAGUGAUUCAGAAUCUUGUGAUGAGCAUCACACAUUUCAGGGUAAGAAAACCAUCCCAACAUGUCCUCCAAAGUGAACAAUAAAAUACAUUUACCCAGAUUAAACAUACACCCAGAUGAAUGUUUUUGGAUCUAUAGCCAUAUGAGCAGGAAUGCAUCAUUUGUCAGUGCUUUCCAUAAAUGUUACAUGACCAGAUUAUGUAUUUGGAUAUUUUCCAGUUUGAGCAAGUUUUGUUAAGUCUAGGCUUAAAGAAUUACUUGAACAGGGUUAAAAAAAACCCACUAUAUGGUAGGUUAUGAAUUGUUUGUGGUCACGUCUAAAGCCAAUGAUGACGACAAACACAAACACUGCAUGUUCUAACCCUUGAGGAAACUACUCUUUCUGAACAUGCAAAGUGUCACCACAGUUGCCUUACUGUUUACUUAUUAAGUUUUGGGCAGAUUCAUUCAACCCUGUUAGUGGAUUUACAGAUCGUUGUGAGUGCAUUGGAACUGAAUUUAAUCAUCAAGCCCUGUUUGUUGUUUGACUUUUUUUUUUUUUAAUAUAUAGGUCCAUUUGAAAAUAUAAAUCUGUUGUAGUCUCAGAAAAGCAGCCGUCGUCGUGGAACAGAUCAGUCUUCUAAAUUUAUUCUAUUCAUCUAAAGUGACUAUUUAUUCAUUUGACAUUCAGUAUCAGCCGGAGAAACAGUUACAAAGAUCUGUUUACUUUACUGAUAUGUGUUUUAACCAAAGUUUAUGAAACACAGUCAGUUAUUCUUGUCACUUAUUUAAGUAUUCAAGUAACCCUGCCCUUGGGCCAUAAUAUUUCAAUAUUGUGGAAAAUAACUUUUAGAAUAUACAAAUGUAUUUUUUUCUGAAAUGAAAGGUGAUAUGAUAAAAGCAUGAAAAAAUCCAAAUCUUUGUUACAAUCAAUGUUAACAUUUGAUAAAAGUGAAUUGCACUUCCAUCUAAAGGAUGUUCCCUCCAUGUUUUUGCACUGCAAUGUUUUGCAUUUUCAGUGCAAGGAUGAUCUGUGACAGUGACAUUUCUCUGCCUGAGAGGUUUUAUUUUUUUCUUUGUGUGUAAACGUUUGUAGUUCUCAUGUUGCCAUCACAGCUUGUUGUAGCAGUUCUGACCACCAUUUGCGUGAAGAAGUUGCAGCAUGUCAAAGCAAUUGCAGUUGGAAAGCUUUUAUUUGUGGGUUUUAUGUUACAUUUGCACUAUUUGAUGGAAAAUACAAAACAUUUGAAUGCCUUUA